Bursaphelenchus okinawaensis is the source of this 2181-nucleotide messenger RNA. NCBI's taxonomy places the organism in Eukaryota, Metazoa, Nematoda, Chromadorea, Rhabditida, Aphelenchoididae. The record is from the annotation of a GenBank genome assembly.
AUGUUUGGCCAAACAUGUGGCCUUAUCAUCACCCUUACCUUAAUCGUCGUGGUAUUCAACUUUCAUGGCAGUACUAACAAAGUAGUUCUACUGUAUGGACGUCUUGUCAUAGCUAUUGCUAUACAAGACGCCGUCUUCUGUACUUACGAGAUUGGUGUUCAACAUGUAAGUUUAAGUUUUUAUUUUAGAUAUGUAAAAAGUAAGGGUAAGAUAAAGUUAUUGUUAGAGACGGCAUGGACUAGGGCUAGUCGAGAUAGUGUUAAGCUACAGUACGAAUUAAAUUGUUAUACUGUAUUUUGACGGGUACGCUAGGAUAGGUAGGUUAGAUACGGUAAUGGGGAAUUUAACACCGUAAAUAGGACAUUCAUGGAUACGAUAGGGCAAGACAAGGGUGUGGUAGGGUAGGAUAGGGUAGGGUAGGGUAGGGUAGGGUAGGGUAGAGUAGGGUAGGGUAGGGUAGGGUAGGGUAGGGUAGGGUAGGGUAGGGUAGGGUAGGGUAGGGUAGGGUAGGGUAGGGUAGGGUAGGGUAGGGUAGGGUAGGGUAGGGUAGGAUAGGGUAGAAUAGGGUAGGGUAGGGUAGGGUAGGGUAGGGCGGUUUAUGUUUUGAGCUUUUACUUUUAGAUUCUCUGCUUCUCGGGCAAUAAAAUGUUUGUAAAUGCUUAUGGUUGGGAGCAGUUUGCACCCGAAUGGAUUCUUCCGCCAGCGUUUUUCUUUCACAUUUUCUUUAUUUGCAACACAUUCACUUUCUUACCAGCCAUCUACAGCUAUCGUUAUGAGUAUUUGAAAAAAGUAAGUUGCAUUAAAUUUCAAAAAUAAAAAAAAAAAUUUGAAAUUUAAAAAAAAAUUUAAAUUUUGAAAUUUUAAAAUUUUAAAAAUUUUUUUAAAUUUAAAAAAAAGAAAUUUAAAGUAUCUUUUUUUUAGUUCCGAGCUAAGUUGGAUGAGUUUAUUUGCACGAUUGGGUAUAUCAAUGACUUGUUCGGCGAUAGGAAGCUUCGCGGCGGCCUUGGCGGCCAGAAAGUCCUUGAUUCGAGGCAAAGAGUACUAUUUGAAGUUAUUGCCUAAGGCAUGGUUUGAUGAUCAUGGCCAAUCUGUCUUCAUAUAUGCUGUGGAUUUAGUAAGUCUUUGCAAUUUUUGCAAAAUCGAUUUUAAUAAAGCUUUAAAAAAGUCUUGUCGUUUAUUUACACGCAUUUUAAUAGCAAAAAACGACAAAACGUUUGUUCUAGUUUUAAAUGAAGUAAAAAUUGUAAAAAAAUAAAAUAAAAUGUCUUCAGGACGACAAUGAAGCAGUAUUUUGGGUAUUUUCGACCAUUGUCGUAUCGUUUUCAUCAAUCAGCACUACUGUUUACUAUGCCAUCAAGUCAGCCAACGUUGUUCGCGAAAAUAUUCAUGAAGAAUCACCGAGUAGCAACAGUGUCCAAAAACAGUUUAAUCGUGGACUUAUGGCUCAGGUAAACUUAUUUUUAAUUAAAAUUUUUAAAUAAUUUUUAAAAAUUUAAAAAUCAAAAAAAAUAUUUUUGUAAAGAAUGUUUUUGCAAUUGAUUUAAAAGUGUUAAAAAUGCUAUUUCGAUGUUGAUUUUACUAUUUCUAUCAAGAUUUGAGUUAAAAAUGGCGUUUUUGCUUGCUUGGUCGAAAGCGAAAAGGCGCUCUUGUCCGAUCUGGCAAGUUAAGCAACGGUGCGCUUGAUUAUAAAAAGUUCGAAUUCGGAUGAGCAAAAAUGAUUUUUUUAAAUAUUUUCUAAACUUGAGUCAUCUUUGAUUUACAUUUGAGCUGUCAAGAAAGUUAUUGCGUUUUAAACUCAAAUAUAGAGGUAUUCUCACGCUUCUUUUGUCUUGUAAACAAAGUUUCUGCUAUUUUUAACGUUUGCCUUUAAUUUUUUCAAAGCCAAAUGAUAAUAAUGUUUAUAAUAUACUCUUCUAGACAAUUGCAAUUGGAUUCAUGUCAAACGUGCCCGCUUUAGUGCUAUUUUCAUGCAUUGCAUUGGGUUUUGACGGUACUUAUCUGGGUACUCAAUUCAUGUUCUCCAUGUCAUAUGUUAGUGCUACGGGGUCAUGUAUGACAAUUUAUUUUAUGAGAGGAUACCGUAGAUGGUUGGGAAAGAAGUUGUUUGGAUUGAAGGAUCGCUAUGAUGAUAAUACUAGCAAGGGUACCAGUGUUAAGAUCACUACUACUCAAAAUAAUUAA